AUGGCAACGUCUAAGGCCAUCUGGCAACUGGAGGAUCUGACCUCUCCAAACGAGGCUCGACGAACGCCAGCAAUUGUGGCCAGAAACAUUCCCCACGUUACCGACGCAAACGCUCGACAGAAUCUCAACAUUUAUCUUCGUCGGACAGAGACUUUCAGUCAUCUUGCUGGGAAGCCCUUCACGAAGUUGCCGCACCCUCAGAACAGAGAAAGCUUGCCUGUCUGGCACGUCCAUAUCCAUGGUGGCGCCUGGCGAGACCCUCUCCUUCGCUCAAGCUCGAUUGAGGCGCAUGCACCCAUUGUAUUUGCAGAGGAGAAACUUUCCAUCGAAGGCAUUGUGUCUAUCGACUACACAUUGUCUCCAUUCCCAAGUCAUCCGAGUCUUCCUUACGAUCCUGUCAAAGGCGAUCAAGAUGAUCCUUCUCGAAAUGCCACACAUCCAAUGCAUGUUUCGGACAUCCUUCAUGCCUUUCAUUUCCUUCGAUCCGCGGGCCUCGAUGACGAUUCUUAUAUGCUGACCGGGCAUAGCGCAGGCGCUUGCCUGGCGUUUCAGGCAAUCCUCCUACCGCCACAGCAUUGGAGUAACGAUGUAGGCCGGCCACCCACACCCGCAGCCUUGAUUGGUCUGAAUGGACUCUACGAUCUUCCAAAUCUUGUUUACGAUCUUGGCACCUCACACGAUCAUCUCGCUGGUGCUCACUGGUGGACUGCAAGCCCUGCCAGGUUGCAUCCCAAACAGUUGCAGGAGAGGAUGCAAAGACAAGAGAUUUCGAAAGUGGUGCUGAUUGAUCAAAGUGCGGAGGAUCAGCUGGUUCCAAUGAAUCAGGCGGAUAAAAUGGAAUCAGUAUUGAAGCAGGUUGACGGCUUGCUCGUCGUGAGAGGCCAUCGAUGUAAAGGGGCCCACGCAGCGCCGUGGGAAGAAGCACACAUCGUUUGA
Molecule: messenger RNA, 936 nt
Organism: Zasmidium cellare ATCC 36951
Lineage: Eukaryota; Fungi; Ascomycota; Dothideomycetes; Mycosphaerellales; Mycosphaerellaceae
Exons: 2
Coding region: 1-936 (311 amino acids)
Source: RefSeq, a predicted model, not a curated record